AUGGCCUCCACAACGCCAUCCGCCCCCCCUUCUCUCACCCUCCCUCCCUCGCAAUUCGCCCGACUCCAACCUCACGCCUAUCUCCUCGCCCACCUUUCACCACCCGCAUCCAGCAACCAGCCCUCUAUCCGAGCCAAUGGCCGCGCUCCCUCCCAAUUUCGCGUCACAUCUGCGAACACAGGCUCUUUAACUCACACAAAUGGCAGCGCCGUCGUAAGGGUUGGCGGCACAACCGCAGUAUGCGGCGAUGAUGCAGAAGUGGAAGACCCCGAAGACGAAACGCACAUUCAACAACUCAACCUUCUCGUUCCGAAUCUUUCGCUGAGCACUGGCUGCGCACCGGGAUUCGUUCCUGGCGCACCACCCUCAGCACUGGCGCAGUCGCUGUCUCAUAAGAUCUUGAACUUGCUGCAUAGUACAAAGUUGGAAAAGGAGAUUAAGGCAUUCUGGGUGCUCUACAUUGAUAUUAUGAUCAUUUCUUUGGCAGGAAACCCAUUCGAUGCUGCCUGGGCUUCGGUUUUGGCUGCACUGCGCGAUACGAAGCUGCCCCGGGCAUGGUGGGAUGUCGAUAACGAAAUGGUUGUGUGCUCGGAUGCGGUUUCUGAGUCUCAGAAGCUGUCUUUGCGCGGUCUGCCUCGGAGGUGGAUCCUGGCUGAUCCUGAUGGAUAUGAGGAAGGACUCAGUCAAGAACGGGUCUGUAUUGUGGUUGAUAAGGAGCAAGGUGGGAAGGGCAAGACGGUUAUCCAGAAUAUGGAAAAGAAUGGAGGAUGGGCUGUGGAUGGGAAAGAGCUGAAAGCGCUGGUUGACAUAUCCGCGCAGAGGUGGGAGCAAUUGAAGCACAUCCUUGAGCAGUGUUGA
Aspergillus niger is the source of this 858-nucleotide messenger RNA. RefSeq lists its product as uncharacterized. NCBI's taxonomy places the organism in Eukaryota, Fungi, Ascomycota, Eurotiomycetes, Eurotiales, Aspergillaceae. Gene Ontology annotation, cellular component: cytoplasmic exosome (RNase complex); nuclear exosome (RNase complex). The coding region runs from base 1 to 858 and encodes 285 amino acids. Gene Ontology annotation, biological process: nuclear polyadenylation-dependent rRNA catabolic process; U1 snRNA 3'-end processing; exonucleolytic trimming to generate mature 3'-end of 5.8S rRNA from tricistronic rRNA transcript (SSU-rRNA, 5.8S rRNA, LSU-rRNA). The record is from RefSeq and is a predicted model, not a curated record. The transcript is spliced from 4 exons.